Auanema sp. JU1783 is the source of this 252-nucleotide messenger RNA. The record is from the annotation of a GenBank genome assembly. Lineage: Eukaryota; Metazoa; Nematoda; Chromadorea; Rhabditida; Rhabditidae.
AUGGCUGUUUUCCACGAUGAAGUAGAGAUUGAAGAUUUCGAGUUUGAUGAAGAAAAUGAGUUAUACCAUUAUCCAUGUCCCUGCGGUGAUCGCUUCGAAAUAUCCAAAGAAAUGCUAGAGAUGGGAGAAGACGUCGCAACGUGUCCAAGCUGCUCUUUGAUUAUCAGAGUAAUAUAUGAUCCAGAUUUGUUCAUUAAGUUCGAGUCACUGAGUCUGUCUGAGCCACCUGAUGCUGCCGUGGAGUCAUCUUAA